This is a messenger RNA of Thecamonas trahens ATCC 50062, 1341 nucleotides long. RefSeq lists its product as uncharacterized. The transcript has a single exon. Gene Ontology annotation, molecular function: poly(A)-specific ribonuclease activity. The record is from RefSeq and is a predicted model, not a curated record. NCBI's taxonomy places the organism in Eukaryota, Apusomonadida, Apusomonadidae. The coding region runs from base 1 to 1341 and encodes 446 amino acids.
AUGGCUUCUGCUGCUGAUGCUCGUGGGCUCUCUUCGACGGCAACAGCCAAUGGCCGCUACUUGCUCCCGCCUGAUCCCGAGGCUGCCUCGCCGUCACUCCACCCGUCGCCAAACUCCAAAGUGGCUGCAUCGUUUUCGAUCGGCCAGUUCAACGCGCUCGCCGCCAAUCUAGCCACGCCGGACCACUUUCCUUACGCUACCGCCAAGCAUCUGGGCUGGGCUGACCGUUCACGCGUGCUGCGCAAUGAGAUCUGCUCCAUGGUGCCUGGCGACGACGGGGCGGCGCCGCCCGACGUGCUGUGCGUCGAGGAGGUGGCGCAGCUGCCGUACUUUGCGGCGUUUAUGGAGCCAAUGGGCUUCAAGUGGAUCUCUGCCCGCCGGCCGUCGGAACACGAGUCGUCAUGGUCGGGCCUCGCCAAGGAAGACGGCACCGCCAUCUUCUACAACACCGCCCGGUUUUCGCUUGUCCACGCCCAGGCCAUCGUCUUUGAUGAUGUCCAUGACCGGGUCGGCCUCGCUGCCCUGCUCGCCGACACCGUCUCGAGCGACCUGCUGCUGGUGGCCUCCACUCAUUUGUACUGGAAUGCAGCCAAGCUCGAGACCCAGCUGGCGGAGCUGGCCGAGUUUGAGGGCCUUGUUGUCGACGUCAUGCGCAAGCUCGCUGCUGUGGUCCGCGGCGACGACGCCCAGAGCUUAGCCGGCGUUGCGCUUCCGGACCACAACCAUGUGCUUGCUGCUGCCGAUGGCAUCAAUCUCGGCCGGACGUCGCUGGUCGGCACCGGCGCUUCGGCAGCGGCGGAGCUGCCGUCUGCGGCGCGCGAGCGGCUGUCCGACGUGGCGUCGGCCGGUGCGCUUGAUGACGGCGUGCGGGCGCUUUUCCAGCACGUUCCGGUGGUAGUGGCCGGCGACUUUAACAACGGGCCUGACUCUGCUGUCUAUGCCCGCAUGGUUUCCGACUUUCUCGAGCCAUGGCUCCCGCUCCCGCUUGUCUCGGCCUACGCGCAGUACCCAGGCGUCGGCGGCGCCGGCGAGCCGCCGUUCACCACCUAUAACUACAAGCGCUCAUGGACCAUCGACUACAUCUUCCACACCCCAGCCAGCACGUCGCAAGCCAACGGUCUCGAGCUCGAUGGUCUCCUCUCGCUGCCCAACAUCGAGGCCGUGACCCGCGACGAUGGGCCGCCCGGCUGGCGCGAUGCGCUCUCCUCGCCCGCCACCCUGGCCAAGUAUCCUCGGCUCAGCGAGCUUGCGCACACUCCGCGCCUCCUCAAUGGCAUUCCCAACUCGCUCUUUGGCUCAGACCACGUCCCGCUCGUCGCUGUCUUCCACAAGCCGCUCUGA